CGUGAAGCAAGAAAACAAUUUCAAGAAUUUCAGGAUUCUGUAAAACCAAAUUUAUAAUAUUUGAACGGAUGGCGCUAUUUUAAACCAAAAAAAUAUGGUAUAAGAAAGAGGAAUAAUAGGGCGACGAACAUUCUAAACAACUAUAAAUGGUAAUUAUAGUUGAUAUUUUUUUUUAUGAAGAUGAAAUAAUUAUUAAUAAAUUGGCAAGACAAUAUCAUAAUACAAUAUUAAAUAAGAUAUUAAAAUGGAUGAGGCAAAGUUUUUAAAACGAAAAGUAAGAUCUGGUACUUUGGAUGUACAUCCAACAGAAAAAGCUUUAGUAGUAAACUAUGAUGUUGAAGCAUUAAUUUUGGGUGAAUUAGGAGAUCCAAUGUUAGGUGAUCGUAAAGAAUGUCAAAAAAUAAUUCGACUAAAAAGUUUAAAUGCAGAUACGAAUGUAUCACUUUUAGCUAAAGAAGUGAUAGAAAAAUGUUCUUUAAUACAUGAAUCAAAACUUCGUGAAGUAGAACAAUUGAUUUAUUAUCUUCAAAAUCGUAAAACAAGUGAUAGUUGUACAAGCAAUGAUAAUACUCAACCUUUAAGACCAACAUCAUCAAAUUCAAUAUCUACGGAUAAUGGUGAAAUAGAACGUGCUGUUAUUAGUAAUGUUGAUAAUUAUAUUGAACUGUUAUAUGAAGAAAUACCAGGCAAAAUUAAAGGUUCAUCACUAAUUUUACAAUUAGCAAGAGUACCUGAUAAUCUUCAUGAGCUAACAAAAAAUGAAUCUUUAUUGAGUGCUUUAGCCAGAGUUUUAAGAGAAGAUUGGAGACGUAGCAUAGAAUUAUCUACAAAUAUUAUAUAUAUUUUUUUUUGUUUUUCAACAUAUAGUCAAUUUCACAAUAUUGUUCUUGAAUAUAGAAUUGGAUCUUUAUGUAUGGAUAUAAUCGAUUUUGAAUUAUGUCGAUAUGAUCAAUGGAAAGAAGAUAUGGAAAAACGUAAACGUCAUUUUGAAAAUACUACAGGAUUAACAUUUUUUUCGAGUGGAAAUGAUAAUUGUGACAAGAAAAUAAAAAUUGCUGAUGAUAUUUGGAAUACAGAUGAUCCUUUAGAUUAUGAAAUUAAAAAAAGAUCCAAUGAAAUAACUAUUACUGAAAAUGAUGUAAAAAAAUUAAAAGAAGAAUUUGAAAAAAAUAGAAAAAAAUUUAAAAGUUUAAUAAAAAAACAAGAGCAAUUAUUACGAGUUGCAUUUUAUUUAUUAUUAAAUAUUGCUGAAAAUAUGGAAGUUGAAAGAAAAAUGCGCAAGAAAAACGUAAUUGGAAUGCUCAUCAAAACAUUAGACAGAACAAAUAUUGAUCUAUUAAUACUUGUCAUUGCAUUUCUAAAAAAAUUAUCAAUAUUUCGUGAGAAUAAAGAUCUCAUGGCUGAGGAAAGUAUAAUUGAAAAGAUACCAAGACUUCUUCAAAGUAAUAAUGUAGAUCUUAUUCUUAGUACAUUAAAAUUAUUAUUUAAUCUUUCUUUUGAUGCAAAGCUUAGAGCUAAAAUGAUAAGAGUUGGAUUAUUACCGAAAUUAAUUAAAUUACUUGGUCAAAGUGAUAUCAAAAAUAAAACAAUUAUUUUGGGUUUAUUAUAUCAUGCUAGUAUGGAUGACAAAGUAAAAACUAUGUUUAUGAAUACAGAAUGCAUCCAAAUGAUAACAAAUAUGAUUGUAAAUUCUGAAGAUGACCAACCAAAAUUAGAAUUAAUAGCACUUGGUAUAAAUUUGGCAAUUAAUAGUAAAAAUGCACAACUUAUGAUAGAAAGUAAUCGUUUGCAAGGUCUUAUAAAAAAAGCAUUUCGAACUCAAGAUCCUUUAAUAAUGAAAAUGAUUCGAAAUAUUUCUCAACAUGAUUUAGCAAAAGAAAAUUUUGUUGAAUUUGUGGGUGAUUUUGCUAUGGCUUUAAAUCAAUCAGAUUCUCAAGAUUUUGUGCUUGAAGUUAUAGGUGUACUAGGCAAUUUAGAAUUACAUGAUUUGGAUUAUUCACAAAUACUUCAUCGAUGUGAUUUAAUACCAUGGAUACGUAAUAAUCUUGUUCCAGGUAAAGCACCAGACGAUUUAGUACUUGAAAUUGUAAUAUUUUUGGGUACUGCAGCAUUUGACGAAGACUGUGCACGUUUAUUAUGCAAAGCUGAUAUAUUGCUUUCUCUUAUUGAACUUCUUAAAGCAAAACAAGAAGAUGAUGAAAUAGUUUUACAAAUAAUUUAUAUUUUUUAUCAAAUAUCUAAACAUGAUUCAACAAGAGAUUAUUUAAUACGCGAGACUGGUAAUGAAGCACCUGGAUAUCUAAUAGAUCUUAUGCAUGAUAAAAAUGCAGCAAUUAGAAAAGUAUGUGAUGCAUGUUUAGAUGUAAUAGCUAUAUGUGAUAAAAAUUGGGCAGCUCGCAUAAAAGUAGAAAAAUUUAGAUCACAUAAUCAGCAAUGGUUGGAAAUGGUAGAAUCUAUAACAAAUGAUAAUCAUUUAUUACCAGAAGAAGAUGAUAAUCUUUCACCAUUUAUAAAUAAUGAUCUUUUAAAACAUACAAUGCUCUUUCCUUCUGGCAAUGUAACAUCAUUUAAUAUAGAUGAUCGAUUUUCUGUCAUGAAAAAUUCUUCAGAAUCUUCUGAAAAUCAAAGUCGUCCAGUUAGUAGAUAUAAAGAUUUUGAUGAUAUAGGUGAAUUUAUGGCACGUUCUAAGUCUCGUAUGUCUAUUUGUUCUGGUAUUGAUGAUCUUUAUUAUAAUUCCAAAGUUAAAUUUCCAGAAUCAGACAGUUCACAUGUAUUAAUAUAAAAGUUAAUAUGAAAGGUAAUGCACUAUGCACGAUUAGGACAGGAAAAUUAAUGCAUGUAGUAAUUUUUACAUAAUUUAUUAUAUAUAUUUAUCUAUGGAAAAGAAAUUAGAAAGCUUUAAAAUAUGUGUAUGCGAUAAAUUAAUUUGAUCUUACAAUAUUUUUUUUAUAAAUUAAUUUAAUUGACAUAUAUAAAAAUUUCGUUUAAACUAAUUUUUGUAGUCUUAUUAAAUAGUUAAUAUAGUUAAUAGUAUAAUAUAUAUAAUACAUAUACAAAAUGAUAAAAAAGAAGAUUUAUAAUUUUUAAGAUAGAUAUAAUUUUUAGAUAGAUUCAUCAAAUAAAAAAACAAGUUCUAAGAAACAUGAAUUAAUAAAUUAAUAUUUUAAAGUUAUUAAAUAAUUUUUAUUUUUAUUAAAGUGAGUAAUUUAUUUAUUGUUAGAGUAAUUUUUUGAUGCGAAAAUGUCAAGUAUGUAUAAAACUGAAGGAAGUCAAUAAAAAAAUUUCUGCAACUAGAAAAAAUAAUAAGACGAUUCAUUAUUUAUAGGCAGCUAAUUUUUCGAAACAAGUUGCUUUAAUUAAAGAAAAAAUUAUUUAUAAUUUUGAAAAUAUUAAUUUUUCAAUCUAUAUAUAUUUAUAUAUAUACUAGAAUUUUUACUUUAUUUUAUUUAAUAAAAGUUAUGAAUCCUCUUUUUUUUAUCAUUAUAUUAUAUUAAAUUUAUAUGUAAUUUUAAUAUAUAACAAUAGUUUUAGUAUAAUAUAAUACUACAUUAAAAAAUGUUUCUUAUAGCAUUAUAGUAUUUAAUAACAAAAAAUUAAUAAACAGCAAAAAAAAAAUAAAA
Molecule: messenger RNA, 3620 nt
Organism: Apis cerana (Asiatic honeybee)
Lineage: Eukaryota; Metazoa; Arthropoda; Insecta; Hymenoptera; Apidae
Gene: Kap3
Product: kinesin associated protein 3
Biological process (GO): cilium organization; microtubule-based movement
Cellular component (GO): ciliary transition zone; kinesin II complex; axoneme
Molecular function (GO): kinesin binding
Source: RefSeq, a predicted model, not a curated record